AUGUCUGAGGUGUGUGCAAAAUUUGAAGAGAAUCUAAGUGUUGCACUUGGGGCACUUCCCUUGUAGGAUUAACCUGCCUUUUUCAGGUUACUUUGUAACGGAAAAGUUUUGACACAGCACUUGACUGAACACGGUGUGUGAAUAUGCCUCUCUGAUUAUGUUGGUUGUGUUUUCUUGCCACUACAGUGCUCUUCACUCAAUAUUUUUUCGAUUUUUUUUUGUUGUGAGUAUUUCUUAUUUUUGUUUCUUUAUUUGUCAGCAAAACUUGUGUACGAUGGACGACCUUUCGUCCUGAAUCGUGAAACAGAAGAGUUUUGUUGUACUAGGUGGGUCAGAAAGUCUUGACAUGUCCUUGAACUGUGCUGUCGUCGCCGCAAAGUUGCUCUGAAAACGACAAAAAUCGGCAGGGCAGAAAUAUCUGUUUGUCGGGAAAAUAAUGAGCAAAAUGUCGCUGCGUUGAAUGCGCCGCUGAAGUGAAAAAGAAUUUGAUCUACUUCCUCAUUGUUUCCUUUUUUACUGUUGCCGGAAAUCCUUGAAACCCUUAGGCUUCUAAAUUAAUCCUCCAAAUUUAUUCAUCCUGCUGGAGUAAUGUCCUAUUUUCGGAAGUCUUUUUUGGAACAUGUUUUUUGAAAAAAAUUGAAGUGAAAGGGAGAAAGGGCGCUUGUAAAUAAAGGAUCAUAACGGAAGAAAUCAUUUAUAAAGAGAAAUAUCGAUUUAUCAGUCUGUCGGGAAAAUAAUGUACAGGGUGCGGCAAUUUUUCGGCCGGAAUUUAAUUGGCCAUAACUUUUUUAGUUUUUGGGCAAAUGUUAAAAUUCUUUUUUUCUCUGAAUCCAUAGACAACCCCAUUUUGUUUAAUACCAAAUAUGUUAUACCAGUUCAUUAGACUACAGUAAAAAUUCGAGACAAAGAAAAAGCUCUAAUUUUCAUAGCUGACAAUGGAAUUACCCCUAAUGCGACUCUCAGAUUUACUUUAAAUUUUGCACAUGGGCCGGACAUAGGCCACACAUCAAUUCCUGAAAGUUUCAGCCUGCACCUUUCAGGGGCGUCCAAGAUAUUCAACGAUUCUUUGCGGUCAGGAGGGCACAUGAGUGGUCACACAGAAAAACUUUUUUGCUAUAUCUUCGCUAGUUUUGUGCGGAGAUAGCUGAUUUUUUGUGGAAACGGUAUUCUCCAUGGCAUGAACCGGCAUGAAACUUUUUACGACAAAAUUCGUAAAAAAAGUCAUUUUUUCUGGCGAUUUUCACACACGCCGAAAAAACAUAGAAAACGACCGAAAUGCCAAUAACUAUGAACUAGGUCCCUGUAUAUGUAACAUAUUUGGUAUUAAACAAAAUGGGGUUGUCUGGGGAUUCAAGGAAAAAAAGAAUUUUAACAUUCGGAUAAAAACUAAAAAAGUUAUAGCCAAUUCAAAUCCGGCCGAAAAAUUGCCGCACCCUGUAUAUUUUUGGCGCUUUGGAAUCUCCCAUUAUCGCUUUGCGACGACUAACCGCGGCUGGGGAUUUUAAGACUGCAACGAGGCAAGACACUGUGCUUCGACAAACCCACAUUAUUUUUUCGACAGACCGAUAGUCUCUGAUUUCAAUUUGUCGGAAAAAUAAUGAGCGGAAUGUUGCUGCGGCAACCUCGUCACGAAAAUGAAAUGCCAUCUGAUUUUGCCUCGACACAAUUCAUUUCCUCGGCGGCGAUGCGAUAUUUGAUGCGACAGAGUGCUCAUUAUUUUCCCGACAAUCUGAAAAAAUUCACUGUUCUAUGUGCAGACAUGUGUGCAUUUUUAGUACUUGAAAAAUAUGCGAUAUUGGAUGACAUAUGCAUGUCAAGACUUUCUGAAUAGUAUUCUGUAUUGUAUCGUAACCUAUAUAUUUUGUUAACUCGUACAUCUACGUUAAAUCUCACUUAUUUUUCGACGUUGUAUUUAUUUUCAUUCCACGGCUUUAACGGAGAUUUCCACUUGUUUCUAUACAUUUUAUCGUAUUUUAUCAGUCUGUCGGGAAAAUAAUGAGCACUAUGUCGCUCCGUCUAUUGUGCCGCUGAAGUGAAAAGCAGUUUAAUUUUGUUGCGAUACAAUUCAUUUUCUCGGCGGCUAUGCGACUUUAGCUGCGACAUGCUCAUUAUUUUCCCGACAGACUGAUACAACAUACGAUGGGGCUUCUGUGGGACGAAGAAGCGUUGUUACGCCACGCUGAACUUUGGUAGCCUUCCACAGCGAAUAUUUUUUUCAAAUUUCUUGCGAUUCGUUUGACAGAAGCCCCAUUUUCGUUUUAUUUUUCGAUAUUGUGUUUGAUAUUUGUUGUUUGUAUAUUCCUCAGUUUGCGACAUAAUAAAUAAUAAUCAUCAUGACAUUUCUAAGCCGUUUUUUGAUCGAGAAACAAUGACAUUUUGGAUAAGAAGCAGUUUUUUACGACUUACGAGAGCGAAAAGACUUUAGACUUUGGUAUUUUUGUAGGAACGUUCAGUCAGCCCGAGAUCUACCCAUCGCGCGACGAGGACAAGGAGCUGGACGAGGAGGAGGAUCAGCCCGGCCCGUCCGGACUUCAGAAGACCGUCACUCGACAACAUCACACGGAUCCCGCGAUUACCGAGGCCGAGAACAGCGAUGUGGAAGAGGAGGAUGUGUAUUCGGAGUAUCUGCCGGCGUAUCAAAGCACCUCGCAUUCGGCGCGAGGAAGGGCUUCUUCGUCUGGCGGUGAGUUGGGUUGGAUUUUUGGAAGGGUUAUAGCAAGGGGCAGUGCAACCGUCGUAUUUUAAAAUAUCUGUUUUUACUAUGUUCUGAGCUAGGAUUUAGUAAGCAAAUAUUGCAAAAUUUAAUGGUAAUAUUAAGCUCAAUUAUUAAAGAUAAAGGAUAUACAUUACCCCAGGAAUUUGCCUGAAACCAGCAAAAAGGCGUAAAUUUACAAUUUUCCCCGUAGAAAAUCCCGGCCUGGCUUACAAAGCACAAAACAAAUCUCACAAAGAAGCCGUAAAAAAACUGGACGAACUUUGUAUCUUCUUUUGCAAAAUCUGUAGGUCACACACCAUACAUCAGUCUGUCGGGAAGAUAAUGUGGAUUUACGCCCUUUGGAAUCAUACAUUAUUACUUUGCGACGGCUAACCGCUGCUGAGGAUUUUGAGAGUGCGACGAGGCGAGAAAUUUUGCUGCGUCAAAUCCACAUUAUUUUUCAGACAGACCGAUACGUUUCGCAUAUCAAUCUGUCGGGAAAAUAUUGAGCAAAAGUGUCGCUGCUCCAGUCACGUCGGAGAAGAGAAAAGAAAUUUGAUUUUGCCGCGAUACAGUUAAUUUUCUUGUGCGAUUUUCGAUGCGACAGACUGCUCAUUAUUUUCCCGACAGACGGAUAAUAAAUAGCCGGAAUAUCUUCCCUUUUUUACCUUCUCUACCUCUCCUCCUACCAAAUCAUUCACCCGCAGACUUUUCAGGGCAACGCUUCCGGAAGCAGGAUUCGCGCGAGUUUGCCGACCUCACCGAACAACAUCGACUCUCCUCCUCUCUCGGCGAAGUCAUGCAAAGUCGUCCUGAUGACGAGUUCGAGGUCGAGAGGCGUCGCCUAUGUCUGACGACGCUUCAUGGAGGCGCUGAUUCCGUGGAGAGCACAAGAUCCCUCACAUAUUUGGAAUGGGUGCAUGAGAAGCAAACGAAGCGGAUGCGGACCCGCUCCGAGUGGUUUCUGUCGCCGGUGAUGCCGCAGAAGAACAACGGGAACUCCAAGUCGGUCGACUUUGAGACCACUCGGUUUACGGUAACCUCGACUUCGACUCGAGUGUCGCCGAUGCGCUUGAAAAUCCCGGACCAGGAAAUGAACUUGCUCAGCUCCAGCGAGGAGAUGAGAACGGUCUCCUCGCUGACUUCCAGCCACUCUCCGGCCUCAUCCGUCGAACAACAACAGCCCUCGCCGAUGCCGGUGGAUUCGGAUCAGGAGGAGAAGAAGGACAAAAUCGUGCCGCUGGCGCUCUCCGCAACCGGCGAAACAACCCCCCGACUGCCCUUUCAAAUGAUCCAACAUCAGAGCGGGGACGAUGAUGACGCGCCAAUCGUUGCCACGCCGCCAGCACGUCAACAACCUCCGGUUUUUUUCGCUGGUGAUGUUGAGGGCGCGCCGAAACUCAAAUCACAGAAUUCCAGCUCGUCCAGCUCGAAUCAGUCGCAGAGCAGUAUAAUACAUCAGAGUCCGGCGAGUACGACGGCUCCGCCCGGCUUGAGCCGGGUCAGUUCGAUGGGGGUGGUGAGGAGAAAGUCGUGGAGAACGCAUUAUGUGAGACCGAAUAAAAGUCUGGAUCAGGAGGGCACUCCGAAAGAGGUGAGUGAGAUUUACUGUAAGGGCUGUAAGGGCCUUUGAAUAAGGGCUAUAGAGGAGAUCUACUCUUGUAAAAUACGACGGAGCAAGUAUUGUAUUUUAAUAAGUCUAAAAUUGCUCGAAAGAAGGCUAAAAAUUGUACAGGGUAUCCCAAUAUCAGUCUGUCGGGAAAACAAUGAGCAUUGCGCUAGUCGCAUCGUUGAAGUGAAAAGUAAUCUGAUUUUGCUGCGAUACAACUCGCUUUCUCAGCGGCAAUACGAUUUUUUAUGAGACAGCUUUUUCAUUAUUUUCCCGACAGACUGAUAAGGGGCCGCCGGUCAAGCUAAAAUAAACGUUUUUCAACAACAUUUUUUUGAGACCAGAUCGGGAAAGGAUCGUUUUUUUUUGUAGAUAGACAGUAAACCUGACUUUUCAUAGAGUAUGUGAGACUUUAUUGAGUAUGUAGGACCUGAUACAGUGGGAGACCUGAUCCAGUGGCAAAAAACGUACCAUUUUGCAUCCGGGAAGUAUCAAAAAUGUGGCAAAAUGCUUCGCUUUCCAAGUGAAAAAACUCCGAUUUCAAAAGCGCGACCGCUCUUUUUGUGAAGGGCCCUUCAAAACGAAGUUUUUCUCACUUGGAGAGGAAAGCAUUUUGCCACAUUUUUGAUCCUUUCCGGAUGCAAAAUGGUACGUUUUUUGCCACUGGAUCAGGUCCCCCACUGUAGCCCGCUAAAGAUCAGAGUAACUAAAUCUAGAGCCAUUUUAUUCACAGUAAUUUUUCAGAAAGACGUCACGGAGACCUCCCACUCGACUCCGAUCCGCUAUCCCUCCUCUACCUCGAUGCGACGAGCAUCGGCAACGGAAGCCGAAACUCCCGAGCCGUCCAAGAUCCUGAUCCGUCGCAAGUCCUCCGGCUCCAGCGUCAAGUCCAAGGUCCCGAUCCAGGCGCGCAAAUCCACUCAGAUCUGA
Messenger RNA from Bursaphelenchus xylophilus (pine wood nematode), 5234 nucleotides. NCBI's taxonomy places the organism in Eukaryota, Metazoa, Nematoda, Chromadorea, Rhabditida, Aphelenchoididae. The record is from the annotation of a GenBank genome assembly.